UCAUCUCUCAUUCACACAUUAUCGCAAUGUCAUUAUAUGCUUCACAAUUUCUUAAAAUUCACAAUUUAUUUUAACUACUCCUUACAUAAAUAUUAUUACUUAUAAAGAUCUACGUGUCACUCCCACCUGCCACAAAACAGACAAACGGUCACCAGCCCAUUGCUAACUGACCAACCAGAGCUCCUCCGUUUUGGAGUGACUGAGAAGAAGCAUAGCGGACCAUGGCAGCGCUGUCUCUUAACAUUGCUUUCUCCCCUAACAUUCCGAAAUUCAACAGUGCCACUACCACUGGCAAUCGUACUUCCUUCACACCUCCAUUUCUCGCCAACCGCCAAUGUUACAGGUUGCUGCAAACACGUCAAAAACACAUCGUCUGCUCUGCAAUUUCUGGAUCUCCUGGAAUUGAGUCUUCUGGUUUGGUGAACGAGGAUUUGUUGGAUACGGUGAAGGUGCUUGAUUUGGGGGGAAAUGAAAUCCCAAUUUCCGACUUGUGGAAAGAUAGGAAAGCCGUUGUUGCUUUUGCCCGUCAUUUUGGAUGUGUCCUUUGCCGUAAACGCGCUGAUUAUCUUGCUGCCAAGAAGGACAUAAUGGAUGCAUCUGGAGUGGCACUCGUUUUAAUUGGACCCGGCAGCGUUGAUCAGGCAAAAACUUUCUCUGAGCAAACUAAGUUCAAAGGAGAAGUUUAUGCAGAUACUAGCCACUCAUCAUACGAGGCAUUCCAAUUUGUUUCCGGGGUUUCAACCACAUUUACUCCUAAAGCAGGUCUCAAGAUAAUAGAAUUGUACAUGGAAGGUUAUCGACAAGACUGGAAACUUUCAUUUGAAAAGGAUACUGUUGCUAGAGGUGGCUGGUACGUGAAGCAUCUUUCCACAAUUUUUUCAGCGGCAAGGUGGAAUUAUAGUUGCAGGUCCUGGUAAAACAAAUAUAUCGUACAUCCACAAGGACAAAGAAGCAGGAGAUGACCCAGACAUUGAAGACAUAUUGAAAGCUUGUUGCUCGUGAUGAAAAGACACAUAUCAUAUGACAUACCACUGCCAUCGUGCUCUGUUCACCGAGUUGCUCAACAAAUUUCCAAGAAUAUGCGAGCCUUCCAAGCCAAUGAGUUAUUCCAAGAUGUACUCUUACACAAAGAGAUCAUAGUUUUUCAUUAUUUAUCAGAGUUAAUUCUAAUACAAAUUUACGGUUGCUGGUAAGUAUGUAUGUGUAUUAUCUUAAAGCCACUUUUGCAUCCACUUGAUAAACAGAAAUAAUGAAAAAGUAUCAGUCCGAAUUA
Messenger RNA from Ricinus communis (castor bean), 1273 nucleotides. RefSeq names its product thioredoxin-like protein AAED1, chloroplastic. NCBI's taxonomy places the organism in Eukaryota, Viridiplantae, Streptophyta, Magnoliopsida, Malpighiales, Euphorbiaceae. Gene Ontology annotation, molecular function: antioxidant activity. The transcript has 9 exons. The coding region runs from base 222 to 917 and encodes 231 amino acids. The record is from RefSeq and is a predicted model, not a curated record.